AUGUUCACACCAGUCGAGCAUUUCGUUCCAGUGGAACCCACAAGUGAAAGGGUCCCUUUUGUCAAACUGGAAUGUGUCGACCUGAGCGAUUAUGACAAAGGCCUCGAGGCAAAGGCCAACUUAGCCAAGAAAAUCCAUGAUGCGAUGACGACUCAAGGAUUUUUUACAAUUGUGAAUCAUGGACUCCGUGAACAGGAGAUCACUCGUCAGGUUGAUAUCGGUCAUCAUAUAAUAACCAACACCGAUAUGGAGGAAAAGCGAAAGCUGACGGCGUCGAUGAUUGAGGAAGGAUCCUAUCACGGUUUUAAGCCUCGCGGUCAUUGGAGAACUGCUGGUGGAAUUCGAGACAAGGUGGAAAACUUCAAUAUCCACCGAAACAUGACCCUUCGCGAACAACCGUCUACCCUGCUACCAUACAAGGAUGAGGUACAACGAUUCAUCGAUUUCACACACAAAGAGAUUCUAUUCAAGAUCCUGCGUCUCUUCGCCAUGGCAUUGAAGAUCGAAGACGAGGAUUUCUUCGUCAAACUUCACAGUUACGAAAAGCACGACGAGACAUGGCUCCGGUAUAUGGAAUAUUUUGACGAAUACACGGACGAGGAAAGGCAGCAGACUAAAGGAUUGUGGCUAGGUGGUCACCAGGACUUUACCAGCUUGUCUUUUCUGUUCAGUCAACCGAUGUCAUCUUUGCAAGUUCGCGACUACGAUAACAACUCGGAAUGGAGGUACGUGGAAUAUACUCCCGGUGCCAUUAUCGUUAAUGCCGGAGAGGUCAUGCUCUGGUGGACCGGAGACUAUUUCAAGGCUGCUAUACAUCGUGUUUUUGAGCCCCCAUCAGACCAGAGAGGCCACAAUCGAUGCGGCGUGUUCUACUUUUGCGUUCCUAACGAUGAAAUUGUGAUCAAUACUUUGCUUGACGAGAGUCCAGUUCUGAGAGAAGCUGGCGUCAAAAUGGCACACAACCCCAAAGACGCGCCGACAUCUAAAGAAUGGAGCAAUGGAAGGAUCAAGAUUACUGGACGCAACGCAGUCUGGGAUAAAAAGGGAGACGAAAAGGUAACGACGGAGAAAGUAGGCAAAGUUGUCACCAAGUGGUUCAGAUAA
This is a messenger RNA of Penicillium lagena, 1104 nucleotides long. RefSeq lists its product as uncharacterized. The transcript has a single exon. The record is from RefSeq and is a predicted model, not a curated record. Bases 1 to 1104 code for a protein of 367 amino acids. Gene Ontology annotation, molecular function: dioxygenase activity. NCBI's taxonomy places the organism in Eukaryota, Fungi, Ascomycota, Eurotiomycetes, Eurotiales, Aspergillaceae.